Molecule: messenger RNA, 1955 nt
Organism: Lynx canadensis (Canada lynx)
Lineage: Eukaryota; Metazoa; Chordata; Mammalia; Carnivora; Felidae
Gene: SMARCD3
Product: SWI/SNF related, matrix associated, actin dependent regulator of chromatin, subfamily d, member 3
Exons: 13
Coding region: 185-1636 (483 amino acids)
Biological process (GO): regulation of transcription by RNA polymerase II
Cellular component (GO): SWI/SNF complex; nucleus
Source: RefSeq, a predicted model, not a curated record
CGGCGGCGUGGGCCGUGGGCCGUCAGGGCAGCCCUGAAGGGGCCCCCUCCCCACUCCGCUCGAGUAGAAGUGUGAGAGAGCCCAGCAGGACUCAGAGGGGAGAGUUGGAGGAAAAAAAAAGGCAGAAAAGGGAAAGAAAGAGGAAGAGAGAGAGAGAGUGAGAGGAGCCGCUGAGCCCACCCCGAUGGCCGCGGACGAAGUUGCCGGAGGGGCGCGCAAAGCCACGAAAAGCAAACUUUUUGAGUUUCUGGUCCAUGGGGUGCGCCCCGGGAUGCCGUCUGGAGCCCGGAUGCCCCACCAGGGGGCGCCCAUGGGCCCCCCGGGCUCCCCGUACAUGGGCAGCCCCGCCGUGCGACCCGGCCUGGCCCCCGCGGGCAUGGAGCCCGCCCGCAAGCGAGCAGCGCCCCCGCCCGGCCAGAGCCAGGCCCAGAGCCAGGGCCAGCCGGUGCCCACCGCCCCCGCGCGGAGCCGCAGUGCCAAGAGGAGGAAGAUGGCUGACAAAAUCCUCCCUCAAAGGAUCCGGGAGCUGGUCCCCGAGUCCCAGGCUUAUAUGGACCUCCUGGCAUUUGAGAGGAAACUAGAUCAAACCAUCAUGCGGAAGCGGGUGGACAUCCAAGAGGCUCUGAAGAGGCCGAUGAAGCAAAAGCGGAAGCUGCGUCUUUAUAUCUCCAAUACGUUUAACCCUGCGAAGCCCGAUGCUGAAGAUUCCGAUGGCAGCAUCGCCUCCUGGGAGCUGCGGGUGGAGGGGAAGCUCCUGGAUGACCCCAGCAAGCAGAAGCGGAAGUUCUCUUCCUUCUUCAAGAGUUUGGUCAUUGAGCUGGACAAAGACCUUUAUGGCCCUGACAACCACCUAGUUGAGUGGCACCGCACACCCACGACCCAGGAGACGGAUGGCUUCCAGGUGAAGAGGCCGGGGGACCUGAGCGUACGAUGCACGCUGCUUCUCAUGCUGGACUACCAGCCUCCCCAAUUCAAACUGGAUCCCCGCUUGGCCCGGCUGCUGGGGUUGCACACACAGAGCCGCUCCGCCAUCGUGCAGGCCCUGUGGCAGUAUGUGAAAACCAACAGGCUGCAGGACUCACAUGACAAGGAAUACAUCAAUGGGGACAAAUAUUUCCAGCAGAUUUUUGAUUGCCCCCGGCUGAAGUUUUCUGAGAUUCCCCAGCGCCUCACAGCUCUGCUGUUGCCCCCUGACCCAAUUGUCAUCAACCACGUCAUCAGCGUGGACCCGUCGGACCAGAAGAAGACGGCGUGCUAUGACAUUGAUGUGGAGGUGGAGGAGCCCCUGAAGGGACAGAUGAGCAGCUUCCUUCUGUCCACGGCCAACCAGCAGGAGAUCAGCGCUCUGGACAGUAAGAUCCAUGAGACGAUUGAGUCCAUAAACCAGCUCAAGAUCCAGAGGGACUUCAUGCUAAGCUUCUCCAGAGACCCCAAAGGCUACAUCCAAGACCUGCUCCGCUCCCAGAGCCGGGACCUCAAGGUGAUGACGGACGUGGCAGGCAACCCUGAGGAGGAGCGCCGGGCUGAGUUUUACCACCAGCCCUGGUCCCAGGAAGCCGUCAGCCGCUAUUUCUACUGCAAGAUCCAGCAGCGCCGGCAGGAGCUGGAGCAGUCGCUGGUCGUGCGCACCACCUAGGAGCCCCUGCGGAGGAGCACCAGGAGCACCGCAGAGGGCCUCUGGGCCGGGUCUGCCCCGCCCCCGGGCUCUGCCAUCGCCCCUCUGCCGCCUUCCGGGCGAGGCAGGGGAAUGAUUAAAGCUCAUGCAUCUGAGAGCAGCCUCGUGUGUCAUUGGCAACCGGGGAGGAAGGACACGGGGGAAGGCGGCGGGUCCCUCUGGGAAGCCUCCCUACCCCCUCCCUCAGAUUCUCCUCCUGACUCCAUUUCCCCUAGACCUAAAAACAGUUUGGCAGAAGACACUUUUAAUAACGUUUUCUUAUUAAAAAAAAAAAAAAAAA